Messenger RNA from Fusarium fujikuroi IMI 58289, 1152 nucleotides. Its product is annotated as related to methyltransferase. The record is from RefSeq and is a predicted model, not a curated record. Lineage: Eukaryota; Fungi; Ascomycota; Sordariomycetes; Hypocreales; Nectriaceae. Bases 1 to 1152 code for a protein of 383 amino acids. Gene Ontology annotation, molecular function: methyltransferase activity. The transcript is spliced from 8 exons.
AUGUCUGAUACACAAGCCAGUAACAAGACAAUUGAUGAGCCUGUGCCGACCACAGACGUUUCAUCCCAGGACGAAGCUCCGACAGGGCUUCUUCCCGGUCAGCAUUGGACGCAGACCGAACCAGAUCAGGACGAUGACGACAAUGAUUCAACACUAUCUGACAAUGCCAGCUCAACAGCUUCACUUUCGUCCGAUAUUCUGCGCUACCGUGAGAUUAAUGGUAGAAGAUAUCAUAGUGAACAGGGCGAUGCUCAGUAUUGGUCAGUCGUCAUCUCGGCAGUUAUGGGCCAUGGCCAUCAAGUUUGGCACGUUGAAUUUAACUUUUUGUCCAGGAUUUCUAAUGAUAACCAAGCCAACGAGGCAUUGGACAUCAAUCACCAUGUUCUGAUUCUCAUGUACAACGACAAGCUCUUCAAGGCGCCGUUGAACGACAACGUACAGAACGUAGUAGAUAUUGGAACAGGCACGGGAAUUUGGGCGAUGGACUUUGCCGACGAGUUCCCCAACGCAAAGGUGAUAGGAACCGACAUUUCCCCAAUCCAGCCAGGUUGGCUACCACCAAACCUCGAGUUUCAAAUCGACGAUUGUAUGCAGGAAUGGACUUUCAAGGAGAAUUCACUUGACUAUGUACACAUGAGAUUCCUAGUCGGCAGCAUUAUCGACUGGCCCGGACUGUUCAAGCAAGCAUAUAAGUGCCUGAAGCCAGGGGGCUAUAUCGAAAGCCAUGAGGCCUCGCCUUGCAUUGGAAGUGACGAUAACUCGGUGUCCGAAGACAGUGCUAUGGGCCAGUGGGGAAAGAUCUUCAUGGAAGGAGGUCGGAAGCUUCAACGGCCUUUCUCUGUUCUUGAAGAUAAUGUACAAGUUGAGAGCAUGAAUGAAGCAGGAUUCAUUAACAUUGAGGAAGAAGAGAUCAAGGUGCCCAUUGGCGGAUGGCCUGAAGAUCCCAGGCUCAAAGAGGCUGGUCAGUAUUUCCAUGCUGCAAUCCUGCAAGAUGUCGAAGGCACUCUCACGUUCAUCGCGAACCUUUUGGGGUGGAGUAAAGAAGAGAUCCACGUCUUUGCCGCCAGGUAUCGUCGUGAGAUACGAUCAAAGAAGGUCCACGGGUACUUUAGGGGAAAGGUGGUCUGGGCGCAAAAGCCACUUGGCAACUGA